Molecule: messenger RNA, 2382 nt
Organism: Thyridium curvatum
Lineage: Eukaryota; Fungi; Ascomycota; Sordariomycetes; Thyridiales; Thyridiaceae
Exons: 3
Coding region: 1-2382 (793 amino acids)
Biological process (GO): regulation of transcription by RNA polymerase II
Cellular component (GO): nucleus
Molecular function (GO): RNA polymerase II cis-regulatory region sequence-specific DNA binding; DNA-binding transcription activator activity, RNA polymerase II-specific
Source: RefSeq, a predicted model, not a curated record
AUGUUUCGCCAAAGAACCAGCUCCCAAAAGCCGGGAGAUGAGUUGUUGGCCAACUUUCGACAACAGUUUCCAGAGGUGGCCACGGCUGCAUCCUCAACAUCACCAGCAGGACCGGCCAGAACAGUGACUGCUGAUCAACCUGGCAUGCCCGUGACUGGCCAGGAGCGGAGCCACAGCCUCAGCCAGGAGGCUUUCCGUGACCAAGAUCCUACCCCUCGUGCCUCGGGGAACGAUCCAUGGAGAUUCACACCGUCACUGCUGGACCCCAACUCCUUUUCUUUCGCCAGCUUCGCCAACCAGCCCCCAGGUUACUACACUCCAACUCCAGGAGGCACCAACACCCUUUAUCAUCCGCAGGCUGGUGAUUUGCAUACUCCUACGCUCGGCCUGGGCAUGGGACUCGGCACACCUCUGUCCAUGCCCACGUCUGAGGGCGCGAUCCACCCCGGCUCGACCAUGAUGGACUUGGCAGGCUUUCAGCAAGGCCUGCAUCAGCAACACUUUCACCCGUUCAAUCCGUUCAUCCAGCCACCGCCGCCUCAGCAAUCGUUCGCGCCGUCGACCUUUGUUCACCAGGACACUGGGUAUGAGACCAUGGACCAAGACGGGUCGCCGAUGGACUCCGAUCCUGCAGACGAACGCAUGGGCUCUAUCGACAGUGCUUUCCACAACCAGUCUUCCAUGGUUGGUUUCCAGCCGAGGCAGUUUGGUAUGGUUAUGGAUGCUGGGCUGCCGCCUUCGGCCGAGAAGUUCCGCUUCCACUCGACUCUGAACGCGCCGACCGCUAUGAUCAAACACGCCGACGAGAUCCCAGUCACCUAUUUGAAUAAGGGGCAGGCGUACUCGCUCUCCAUCAUCGACACAGCCUCGACUCUGCCCAUCAUUCCGGGCACGCGCUAUCGCACCUACGUAAGGGUCUCAUUUGAAGACGAGCAGCAGCGCCAGAAGCCGGGGGUAUGUUGGAGCUUGUGGAAGGAGGGGCGCGGUACGAACGAGGCGCACCAGAGAGGUGGGAAGCUCCAGGCUGUCGAGUAUGUGGAGGCCGGGCAGCCGGCCGAGGGGGACGACAAGAGAACGCGCAUCGAACUCGAAUCGUCCUCAUUCGACGGCUUCUCGGUCUUGUGGACCCCUGGGAUCCACGGAGCAGGCGAAUGCAGUAUCGCGGUCCGGUUCAACUUCCUCUCCACCGACUUCAGCCACUCCAAGGGAGUCAAAGGCAUCCCGGUUCGCCUCUGCGCCAAGACCACGGCCAUGUCCACGGACCCGGCCUCUACGAGCCCAGACUCGUCGACUGCCGAGAUUUGUUACUGCAAGGUCAAAUUGUUCAGAGACCACGGUGCCGAGCGAAAGCUGUCCAACGACAUUGCGCACGUCAAGAAGACGAUCGACAAGCUGAAGCAACAGAUCGCGCAAGCCGAGAGCGGUAUGAAGGACUUUGGCAAACGCAAGCGACCCAGCGGAUCACACGCCAAGGGCCACGAUGCGCAAAGAGUUGGCAAAGCUCAAAAGCACAAACGGACAUGGUCAAUGUCGUCCACAAGUUCGGCCGGAGGCGGUCGGCCCCCCAUCGAAGAAGAUCUCCACUUUAAGCUCCAGACGCUCCAGGACAUGUUUACCAGCACGAGGCCCGUGAGCGUCCUUUACCUCAAGGGGGAAGACAUGGACGAUCCUGAUCUGCACCCAGUGUCACUUCCCGGCGAGUCAACAGACAUUGCCAAGGUCGAGUCUCGGGAGGGUAGUAGCGCAUGGCAAGCACGGAGCGGGCGGAGUUCGAUUGCCGGCUCCUCGCUAGUAUCACCCUCGCCAAGCUCCUUGUCGCUACACUCACAGGUAUCGGCCACAGGACCCAACGCGCAGUGGCAGGAGUUCCACGACGAUUCAUCCGCGACAAGACAGGGUUCCGACCAACCCACCAAGGUGAACAAGAUGGAUGAUGCAGGCACUCUGAGCGGCUGGAUCGAGGCGCUCGGCGUCGACCAUUCGUAUCGGCCUCCGGCCGAGCGUGCGGCGAAGCCUGUCGCUUGCUUUUACAUCCUCCGUCGCGGCACGGCCGACCCGGAGCCCCGCGGAUUCCAUCGCGCCGUCUAUCUGAUGCAGAGAAACCUCCGGGAGUUCGUGACACGGGUAGCGGCCAAGUGGAACCUCGACCCGUCCAAGGCUGUGCGGACCGUGCAUGUGUUGCAGCGGGGACUCGAAGUCGAAAUGGAUGACGACGUGAUCGCAGAGCUUGCCGAAGGUCAGGAUAUGGUCCUCGAGGUCAACGAGGUCGGGAGCUCCUCGCAGGCCAAGAGAGAGUGGGAGAUGUCAUUAGACGUCCCUGGGGACGGAUCAUCUGCGCGCACGGCAACUCAGGGCGGCUACGAGCUGCGCCUGACCUUCUGA